Alternaria incomplexa is the source of this 2034-nucleotide messenger RNA. RefSeq lists its product as uncharacterized. The record is from RefSeq and is a predicted model, not a curated record. NCBI's taxonomy places the organism in Eukaryota, Fungi, Ascomycota, Dothideomycetes, Pleosporales, Pleosporaceae. The transcript is spliced from 3 exons. The coding region runs from base 1 to 2034 and encodes 677 amino acids.
AUGGCUGAAGGGUCGAUCAAGUCGAGGAUUGCCGCGCUCAACCUCGAGGAGGUGCACACUCCUACACCGGGCGCCAAGCCGACCUACUCCUACGAUGCUUCGACUGCAAAGAAGAAGCCACCGCCGCCGCCGCCCAGCGCGCGCCCUCCCGCCUACUCGCGCCAGACAGUCAACAACCCGCCAGUCCUGAGCAAUGCGCCCACCUCCGCGCGACAACUCGGCAACCAGCCCAUAGUAGUGAACGAAUCCGAAAAACCAAAAGUUUCGCCCGCGCUGCCUCCUCGUCCACCUCCGCGCAAUGCCAGCACGCCUCGCCAAACACCAACACUGCCUCCGCGUAAGGCAUCCGAAUCAAGCGUGCGAAGGCGCGAGUCAAACGAGUCAAUUUCCACAAUCGCGUCGGGCAUAUCAACGCUCUCGUUGGGUUCAGUGAAGACGAAUGGCUCAGGAUAUAGCAAUGGAAGUACAGGCACGGUGUACCAAGUCAGGGCUCCGAUCUAUGACCCGUCAAAGCUGCCACCGCUGCCAGCGAAGAAAGCACCCGAGGACCCUAAACAGAGCAAGGCGACGCUGAAUGCUAUGAAGAGCAAGAGGGAUUAUGUGUCUCCUCGGGAACUGCCCCCUCAGCUCAAGACUCCCAACCUACCGGCAAGACCCUCCCUACCUCCUAGACAGUCCAUCGUUCGCGAGCGAUCACCUCAGCCUGUGCCAGCGCUGCCACAGAGGCAAUCCUCAAACGACACCUCUCGAACAAACAAACUGAUCGCACCACCGCCACCGCGACGAUCAGCGUUGGACAUGGGCUUCAACAACAAGGCCGCUACACCUCCACCUGUGCCUUCAACUCGCCCACCAGCAGUCACAUCCGAUUCAGCCCCGGCUCUUGGUACACCACCACCUGUUCCCAUGUCGUCCAGACCGAACCUCAGCGCCCUCAUGGCUUCCAAGCCGAAACCAGGUGCUGCUCCAUCAAGUUGCCUGAAGUGUCGGGACUUCUCAGGUCCAGACAAUCACGCUGCGCAGUUCCCUCGUACCCAACUUCCCAACUCAGACGUGGGCUGGCUUGCUCAUCAACUAUGCUCACAGUUUCCCUCACCUACAGACAAGGCUCGAGCGAUCUUCACUUGGCUUCAUCACAACGUCGACUACGAUACUCACUCGUUCUUCAACAACACGGUUAUGCCUACUACACCCGAAAAGACAAUUGCAUCAGGUCUGGCAGUAUGCGAAGGUUAUGCCGGUCUGUUCGCUGCUCUGGCUCUGAAAGCUGGGUUGGAAGCUAUGGUAUGUUCCGGUGCGUGCAAGGGCUACGGCCACGCACCUUUGGAGCCUGGUCAACCUACACCACCUUAUGAAUCGACACAUGCCUGGAACGCUGUCAAGAUCGAUAACGGAGAAUGGAAGCUCAUUGAUCCCUGUUGGGGAGCUGGACACUUAGGGUGUCGUAAUAAGGGCGAAGGAUACGUACGAGCCUUCGCUCCGCAGCAUUUCAUCAUGGACAACAACGAAUUCGGACUGAAGCACUACCCCGGAGAAGCCUCUCACCAGUUCCGCACCGACGGACGCAUCAUGUCAUACGAAGAGUUCAUGCGGCAUGACGAGGGCGGGCGCCUCUUUCUCUGCGGCAAUGGCAUGAAGCUCCACGGCUUCGGCGAGCAGACCUUUGAACCAUCACAAGCCAAGAUCAAAGUAAACGACCCCUACGCACCAGCAGUGGUCCGGUUCCAAAUGUCAUUCAUCUGCCCGCACUGGGAUCCCCAGAUCAACGGAAAGGGUCCGCCCUACAUUAUGCUCCUAAGCGUUGCCGGCAGGGACGGCCGGAAUCCAGACUACAAGCCGUUGAAUACCGACGGGCGCACUUGGUGGCUCGACUUCCCGCGCAUGGACCUCGGUGCGCCGGGCCAGAAGAUCUCGAUUGUGGCCGUGACAGAAUUUAAUAAGAAGGACGCACGUGGGUUGAGCCUGGCUACUUGGAACAACAAGAGGGCGUACUCGUGUAUGUUUGGCCCAGUGGCCACAUGGGAGCUUGUUUGA